AUGAAGACGAUUGGUAUUAUCGGAGGCAGCACAACCUUCGCCACGGAGGAAUAUUACAGGGCAAUUAAUAAGGGCAUACGUCAGCAAUUGGGAGGCUAUCAUACUGCCGAAAUCAUCAUCAACUCCAUGGAUUUUGCAAAGAGCGCACACUUUGUGGAAAACGGUCUUUGGGAAGAGGGAUCCGAAUUUCUGCAUGGCAAAGCUUUAAGCUUACAAAGAGCGGGUGCAGACUUCAUCAUCUGUGUGUCCAACACAUGGCACAGAUGUGCAGACGAAUUUAUGAAAGGUAUCGACAUUCCAUUCCUUCACAUUGUCGAUCCCACAGCCAAAACUAUCGCACAAGGAGGCUACAAGAAAGUAGCUCUGCUGGGAACUAUGGUGACCAUGUCCCAGCCAUUCCUCAAAGAGCGCUUCGAGCAGUUUGGGCUCGAGAUAGUUGUCCCGACGACGAAUGCGCAAUCGCUGAUCAACAAGAUCAUCUUUGAAGAGCUUUCAAAGGGAGAGUUCAAGGAAGAGUCGCGCGCAGGGUAUCUCGCGAUUGUGGAUGAGCUCUACGCAAACGGCUCCGAGGCAGUCAUUCUUGGCUGCACUGAGAUAGGGCUGCUCAUUAAGCAAAGCGACCGACCGAAUAUUACCAUGUUUGACACUCUUGCUAUACAUGUACAGGCGAUUGUACAAUUUGCUUUAAGUAACUAUCCCUAA
This is a messenger RNA of Clonostachys byssicola, 702 nucleotides long. NCBI's taxonomy places the organism in Eukaryota, Fungi, Ascomycota, Sordariomycetes, Hypocreales, Bionectriaceae. The record is from the annotation of a GenBank genome assembly.